Molecule: messenger RNA, 1092 nt
Organism: Malassezia japonica
Lineage: Eukaryota; Fungi; Basidiomycota; Malasseziomycetes; Malasseziales; Malasseziaceae
Gene: BUD16
Product: pyridoxal kinase
Exons: 3
Coding region: 1-1092 (363 amino acids)
Biological process (GO): pyridoxal 5'-phosphate salvage
Cellular component (GO): cytosol
Molecular function (GO): pyridoxal kinase activity
Source: RefSeq, a predicted model, not a curated record
AUGAGCGAGGCCACGGCCGUGUACCGCCUGCUGACGAUCCAGAGCCACGUAGCGUCUGGCUACGUCGGCAAUCGUGCAGGCACCUUUCCCUCGCAGCUCCUGGGCUGGGACGUGGACGCGGUGAAUACGGUGCAGUUUUCGAACCACACCGGAUACGGGCGCUGGGGCGGCCUGCGUUUCGACGCGGCACACCUCGCCGACGUCUUUGCCAACAUGAAGAAGAACGGUCUGCUGCGGCAUAACCGAAUCCUCACAGGCUAUACGCCGUCGCCCGAAGCGCUUGCUGCAGUGGAGGACCUGAUCCGCGCCGAGCGCCAAAAGAACUCCUCGCUAAUCUAUCUGCUGGACCCUGUGAUGGGUGACAUGGACCGCGGGAUGUACGUGUCGCCCGACGUGCUGCCGAUCUACCGCCGCAUGCUGCACCUCUCGUCCAUUAUCUGCCCGAACCAGUUUGAGGCGCAGGUCCUGGCGGGCAUGGAUAUCACCUCGCUCGACACGAUGAAAGCGGUGCUCACCAAGCUUCACGCGGAGUAUGGGGUGCCGCACGUCGUCAUCACCUCGCUCGAACUGCCGGCCGACGACCUCGCCAAGAUCGGCGCGGCGGUCACGCUUCCAGACGGCGCGCAGCCCAUGCUCCUGGUAGGCUCGACGUGGGACGCGGAGAAGAAGUCGCCUCGGCCCUGGUUUCUGCAGUUCCCGUCGCACGGCGAGUACUUUAGCGGCGUCGGCGACUUGUUCGCCGCGCUGACCCUCGCCCGCUUCAGCGAGACGCCCGACGACCUCCCCGAGGCCGCGCGGGCCUCGUAUGCCUCCUACGGCACGCCGGCAGAGAACGAGUGUACACUGCCGAUUGCACGGGCCAUUACGCUCGCUGUCGCAUCGCUCCAGCACGUCUUGCUCCGCACCCACAAGACGAUGGUCGAACUCGGAAAAGAGGAGGGCGUCGAUCCGUUCCAGCCUACUCACACUGCCAGCGUCGAGGACCGCGUAAAAGUCAUGCGUAUGCGCGAGCUGCGCAUUAUCCAGAGCGCAGGCGACAUUCUGCACCCCACCGUGCACUACCGUCCCCAGUGGAUGCACCAUAGCGCAUAG